Miscanthus lutarioriparius is the source of this 162-nucleotide messenger RNA. The record is from the annotation of a GenBank genome assembly. NCBI's taxonomy places the organism in Eukaryota, Viridiplantae, Streptophyta, Magnoliopsida, Poales, Poaceae.
AUGGACAAGCACAUCGAGGCGUUCAGGAUCCUGGCCAAGAACUACCUCGGCAUCGACGCGCACCCGCUGUUCGGCGCCGUCGAGGAGCUGCUGAUGGAGGUGGACAUCGCCGAGUGCCUCAUGACAGCCAAGAACGCCGGCUCCGAGGAGGAUGCUACCUGA